This is a messenger RNA of Chroicocephalus ridibundus (black-headed gull), 5795 nucleotides long. RefSeq names its product transient receptor potential cation channel subfamily V member 5 (gene TRPV5). The record is from RefSeq and is a predicted model, not a curated record. The transcript is spliced from 16 exons. The coding region runs from base 360 to 2537 and encodes 725 amino acids. Gene Ontology annotation, biological process: calcium ion import across plasma membrane. Gene Ontology annotation, molecular function: protein binding; calcium channel activity. NCBI's taxonomy places the organism in Eukaryota, Metazoa, Chordata, Aves, Charadriiformes, Laridae. Gene Ontology annotation, cellular component: plasma membrane.
CGUUCCCACAUGUUCACUGACCUAAAAGGUGGUUUGCCUGACUUGUUCAUCUGUCUGUUUCAAAAUUGCUUAGAUGUGGCUUUCCAGAGGCAUUGAGAGAUAUAUAGGGAGGAUGAUUACUUCUGAAUUCUAGACUUCAGGAACGAAAUACGAGCAGCCUAGGAUGUUGAUGCUGUAUGAAUUCUUCAGUGCUGUAUAGGGUCUUUGUGAGGGCUGAUGCAGCUGACAGACAGUCUCCUCUGUAAGUAACAGACUGGGGGUGGAGGAGUGGUGACCUGUAGCGAGCCUUCCCUGACUUUUUUCAAAGCGUGGAUUGCUGGCUUUCAGGCAGCUAGGCAAGAGACAAAAAAGGACGUGCUAUGGGGGUACCUUUACUUGGGGACAGCAAGCCCUUCUAUUUCCGGAUCUGGAACGGACUAAGUGAGAAGUUACAAGGCAAAAAAUCCUGGGAUAAACAUCUGGAUGAAAUCUACUUACUCCAGCAGAAAAGAAUCUGGGAAUCCCCACUCCUCCAGGCUGCCAAAGAGAACAACCUCCCAGCCAUUAGGAAACUUCUCACUGACGGAACAUGUGAUAUCUAUCAGAGAGGUGCAUUGGGGGAGACUGCCCUUCAUGUAGCUGCCUUGUAUGAUAAUGUGGAGGCUGCAGUGACUCUGAUGGAAGCAGCUCCUGACCUUGUCAAUGAGGGGAUGACAUCAGAGCUGUAUGAAGGGCAGACAGCUCUCCACAUUGCAGCAGUGAACCAGAACGUCACUUUGGUGAAGGCUUUACUCAAGAGAGGGGCCAAUGCUUGCACAGCACGGGCCACUGGGCACUUCUUCAGGUGCAGCUCCCAGAAUCUUCUCUAUUUCGGAGAGCAUGUUUUAUCAUUUGCUGCCUGUGUGGGAAAUGAGGAAAUCGUACAGUUGCUUAUUGAAAGUGGAGCUGACAUUAGAGCCCAAGAUUACCUGGGUAACACUGUUCUUCACAUCCUGGUUCUCCAACCUAAUAAGACAUUUGCCUGCCACAUGUACAGCCUGAUACUUUCCUAUGACAGGAACAAAGAGGGACCAGGAUCACUUGAAUUGAUUCCUAACAAUGAGGGGCUUACUCCAUUCAAACUGGCUGGAGUUGAGGGCAACACUGUGAUGUUUCAAUACCUUAUGCAGAAGCGGAAACACAAUCUCUGGUCCUUUGGCCCCUUGACCACUGUGCUGUAUGAUCUCACAGAGAUUGACUCCUGGGCUGAAGAUCAGUCCUUUCUUGAGCUCAUUGUCUCAACCAAGAAGAGAGAGGCACGCCAGAUCUUGGACCUAACACCCGUGAAGGAGCUGGUGAGCCUGAAGUGGAAUAUGUAUGGUCGUCCCUAUUUCUGUUUCCUGGCUUUAUUCUAUAUACUCUACAUGGUCUGCUUCACUAUGUGCUGCGUCUACCGACCACUGAAACCUCGAACAGGCAACAAAACAAGCGGCAGAGACAAUACAAUCUAUGUCCAGAAAAUGUUGCAGGAAUCAUAUAUGACAUAUGAGGAUGAGCUGAGGCUGGUGGGGGAGCUGAUCACAGUCAUUGGAGCCAUAGUAAUUUUGAUCCUUGAGAUCCCAGAUAUCCUUAGAGUUGGAGCGGCAAAAUACUUUGGACAAACCAUCCUGGGAGGGCCUUUUCACAUAAUUGUCAUCACAUAUGCCUGCAUGAUUCUAGUAACCAUGGUGAUGCGUCUCACCAGCACAACUGGUGAGGUGGUGCCCAUGUCCUUUGCCCUGGUGCUAGGAUGGUGCAAUGUCAUGUACUUCGCAAGAGGCUUCCAGAUGCUCGGACCCUUUACCAUCAUGAUCCAGAAGAUGAUAUUUGGAGAUCUUAUGCGCUUUUGCUGGCUCAUGGCUGUGGUGAUACUAGGCUUUGCAUCAGCUUUUUACAUCAUCUUCCAGACAGAGAACCCUGAAAACCUUGGGCAGUUCUACAACUAUCCCAUGUCCUUGUUCACCACCUUUGAGCUGUUCCUCACUAUCAUUGAUGGCCCUGCAAACUAUGACGUGGACCUGCCCUUUAUGUACAGCGUGGUAUACUUUGCCUUCGCCAUCAUUGCCACCCUCCUUAUGCUCAACUUGUUAAUUGCCAUGAUGGGUGACACUCACUGGAGAGUGGCCCAUGAGCGGGAUGAGCUCUGGAGAGCCCAGGUUGUCGCUACUACUGUCAUGCUGGAGCGGAAACUGCCACGGUGUCUCUGGCCUCGCUCUGGAAUCUGUGGGCGGGAGUAUGGGCUAGGGGACCGAUGGUAUCUCAGAGUUCAAGACAGGGUUGAUCCCAACAAACACAAAAUGAUGCGGUACACAGAAGCAUUUAAGACUCAGGAUAGGGAUAACUAUGACAAAGAUUUGGAAAAGCUGGAAAUCGAUAGGAACAUCCUGUACAAGAAGGAACUGUCUGCUCUGUCAUUGUCACGGAGCACAUCCAGGACUAGUUCUCACCGUGGCUGGGAGAUCCUGAGGCGCAACACCUUCCACCAACUUCGUGGAGAGGUCGGUCAUCAUACCAUGGAAGAGGAGGUCUAUGAUGUCUAAGAAGCCUUUUUUUUUAACUCCACAAUACAGAUCACUUUUGCCACAACAGUUGCCUUCUCCAACUAUUCAUACACACUCCAGCAUGCUACACACAUUUGUCAGCCUUGAAGAACUCUGCUGGUGAACAGUUCAUGACAUCUAUGCUAUGACACAUGAAUGCAGUCUUUUCUCUCCUACUUUUAAGUGUCCCUGCUGUUGCACUGGUACUUGCACCAACUUGGUGGGCUUGUUGAGCUAAGGUCUGUGGUGGUUUGUUAUGCUUUGUAAUGCCUACAGAAAUGCACAAAAGAAGCCAGCAAUGGAUUUCAUCCAUUUACAAAGAAGUGAUGAGUAACCCUCUCCCAGACUGCUACAUACGGUAUAAUCUCUCCCUCUAGUUUCACAAAAUCCCAAUGCUCUCACAGCAUAGAGAACUGACUGAAGUUCUGUUUUAUGAUUUGCUACAGCACUGAAAAAAAACCCUUAGUUACAAAGCUCAGGAAUGAAGGUAGUUGCUGACACUGUGAUGAUUAAAAGGACUCUAACUACUCAGCUGGCAUUCAGGGCCUGGCAGAUUUUGCCCUCUGAAGAAAGGCAGUCUCUAUUAGCUUCAUUUUCAAUAUUGCUAUCUUAGCAGGACUGUUUUGAUUUUGGUUUUGGUUUUGUUCGUUGUUUGGGGUUUUUUUGGUGGUGGUUUUGUUUGUUUGUUUGUUUUAUUUUGUUGUCACAUGAAUGCACUUUAAGCUUUUGAAAUGAAGUGAUUGUUAUUCCUGUGAGGAUUCUGAAGGAUCUGAAGUGGGAACUUCUUUUCCUAAUGAGAGCAUGUAUGACCUGGUUAGGUGACUUUCAGCAGUGUGAAUUUCAGCAGAACUAUUAAUCUCCUAAGUGAGCUGAAGCUGGUCUUUUGUUUUCUGUGAAAGAGUAAGAUUCUGAACCAUAGUUCUCUGAAUUAUUGAGCCAUCAAGGCUGGGUAGUGAGAUACAAUAUAGCACUGAAAGAAAUGGAGAGGAAAUGUUGGCUAGAUGAAUAAGAGCUACUGCAGAGGUGGUUCAUAAACUGGUGUUCUCUCUCUCUCUGAAAGCCUAAAACUAUGCAAUGAACAACCAAGUCAUCUGCACAGUUCCCUUCCAGGCAUGAUGCUGUCAGUUUGUCACCUGGCUAGGGACACCUUAAGAAAAAUGGAGAAAUGUUCAGAGAAAUGGACUGUCAUUUCGAGGUUUUUUGUAUUCUCAGGAGUGUGGAAAGCAAUCAAUGGUCUUAACAUUUCCUUGCAAUGGGACUGGUAACAGAAACUUUGUUUUUUAAGAAACCAAGGAUUAUUAUCCAACACUAGAUUUUGAGCCAAGUCACCCUGUGAAAAUCAAAGGAGAUAAUGAAAAAGCUGAAUCCAGUGGAUUUCUGUUUGUGUUGAAAUAUCACAGCAAACAUCUCCUACAUCUCCUCUCUUGCAGGUGCUGUAGUGAGCAUCAUGAUCUUUGCAACUAUGUGUGUUUAUUUAAAUGUCCUCUUUCUCUUACUUGAACGUGUAUUUAUGUUCCAAUGGAAGACUGACAGAAGACUCUCUUUCCAGAAUACAGCUGCAUACUUUUGAGUUGACUCAUUUUGUUGAAUUGAAAGUGUUGCCUGGUCUAGCUCACUUAAGUAUUGUCAGUCCUUCCCAAAACCUUUGAGGUUUGUACUGGUGGUCUUUGGAAAUAGGAACAAAGUGCCACAUUUACCAGAACUGUGGAUUGCUGCUCUAACUGUAGAUGAAUUUUCUUUCAUAGUGAAUAGGAAAUAGCAGGAAGUGGAGAACUCUCCACAGGCCUCCCCCUGCCCCCAAGUAUGUUAGUCUUUUCACUAGCUUGAAAACCUGCAAAAAUACAAUUAUGAUAGAGCCACAUAUAGCUAAUUCUACAAAAGGACUCCUCUUUGUGACAUAAUAAAAAUAAUAAAUAAUAUUUUUACAACUAGUUUGAAGUAUAAGCUGUGUAAGCCCUGGUUCUGAUUUGUGUUCUUCUUCAUUGCUAUAAACAAUUAUGAGAAUUUUUGAUCUUGGAACUCAAAACAACAUAUUGACAUUACAGGAGACAGAACAGAAAAGAAGAAAUCCAGUAGCAGAUAUUUUUAAGGAAGUGCCUUCUCUUGUAGAAUUACAAUCUGUAAUAGUUAGCUUUCAAACUCCUUGCACGGAACCCAUGCACAGAACAGCAUCAGAACUGUGUGAUUUAUUUCCUCUUAGGCAACAUGCCUCUCUUUGGAGUUGCCUAAUUUAAAUAAGAUAGAGAAUCAUAGAAUGUUUGGGUUGGAAGGGACCUUUAAAGGUCAUCUUGUCCAACCCUCAUGCAAUAAGCAGGGAUGUCUUCAAUCAGCUCAGGUUGCUCAGAGCCGUGCCCAAUCUGAUAUUGAAUGUUUUUAAGGAUGGGGCAUCUACCACCUCUCUAGGCAAUGUGCUCCAGUGUUUCACCUCUCUCACUGUAAAAAAUUUCUUCCUGACUGCUAUUGGAAUUUGGCUUCCAUUUUUCUGAGGUGACUUGCAUAUUAAAAAAAAAUCCUGGAAAAAGACCUCAUUCAAGAGGGAGCAGAAUAUUUUACCAAUAGUCAGUGAUUCCCCAGUCAACUUUGCAUAAUCUUUGUGUCGAUGAUGAGUGGUGCAGACCAUUUUUAGCAUAAUUUAUUCGAUCUGGAGGAUGAAGAACAACAGAAUAAAAUUUGAGGUGGGAAAAGUCAGCAGAUGUAAUGGGCACACCAGAAGUUGGAAAUAUUAAAUUUAACACGGAAGUGUGGAAUACCCAUCCUCUUCCAUUAGGACAUAUAUCACAUGAGCUGUGCCCAUGUGAACCUCAGAUGAUGAAGUAAUAGGAGACACUAAACUAACAUUUGAGCUGGUUCAAUGCAAUCUGGCUCACGCUUGGAAACAGCAAUGACUACAGUCUCACAAAGGCAAUGUGAGAUGUACUCUUGCUGCACUAUUCUGAAUGAAUGUGCUGCUUCAGGAUAUUCUUCAAUUUUUUGCAUUUUGAGUUGUAUCCUAAAAUUCCAAAACAGCGUUGCUCCUCCUUGCUGUUGCAAGAUGUCCUUCCUCGCCCUCCUAACAACUUUGCAAUAAUUUCAAAGCAGGCAUUCCUCUCCUCCUUGAAACUGCUAACUUCAAACUAUCUUCUACAUUACUGAAGCAACUUCUGAGUUUAUAAUAAUGUGAUAAGAAUGAAUGUUUUGAUCCAGUUGCUUGUAGUAAAAUGAGAAGUAUUUUGCUGAAAAUAAAAAUUUUAAAUAUAUGGAGUAUUUUGUCUGCUUCUU